GCCCGACGAAUCGUAGGUUACCUCCGUCACCCUCGCCUCUCUAGCUGCUACCUCGAUUGGUAAUCUUGGCCUGGUUCAUAAAGGGGAUGCAGUUCAUAGUCCGCCGUCGAGACUGAGACCGGGUCUGGUCCAGGGGUGGGGACCAUGAUGCUUCUCGCUCUCUUCUUACCUGUCCGGGCCACUUGCUACUAGCCGCCCCAAGUACCUUUCUCCCCGUCAGGCCCUCUAGCUCGCGCGCUGCACUCUGCGCUCUCCAUACCUACCCGUACCCGUACCCAUAACCACAACCACAACCACAACCACAACCACCUCAACCACAUCCAUAACCACAACCACAACCAUACUCUAUACACACAUUGCCUGCCUGGGGUUUACCUACCCCGAACCCAAAUACCCAUAUACCUCCCUCUUGCAAGACGACCGCUUACCUGGACCGUCCCUCGAGAAUAGCACUGGGAUGCUGCCGCGUCGAGUUGUCUGGUAUCGCAUCUAGCUAGCACAGUAGACGAUCAGCGUAUAACGUUACGAACUACCGACCGGAACCGACUGGAACCGACCGCCGAGGGCGACGAUCCUAGAUACAUCGUAGAAAUUAAGCACGACGCGGACCGACCGAUAGUUAGACAGAGACAGGGCCGGGCGGAAAGAGGGAAAAGAGAUAUACCUACCUGAUGGAUCACAUCAGGGUCGAUCCGGGCGGCUUCCAGAUGCCGGGAAUGCCGCCCCAGCUGAUGAACCAACCCCCUCAGAUCUUCGGAGCCUAUGGGCACGAUGGGCUCCCCGUGCUACCGCCGGACCUGGCUGCCCAGAUGGCGUUUGACCCGGCCGCGCUGCUCGACGACGUGAACGAGGCGAAGAGGAGGAGGAUCGCGCGGGCUUGCGAUAUGUGUAGGAAGAAGAAGAUAAAGUGCGACGGAAAACUCCCGGCCUGCACCCACUGCAUCAACUACAAGACCGACUGCGUCUUCACACAGGUUGAGAAGAAGAGGAGUCCCCCAAAGGGUGCAAAGUAUAUCGAGGGCUUGGAGAACCGCUUGGGGCGCAUGGAGAGCUUGCUGAGGUUAUCCGGACUGCUCGGUGACGACGACGAGUCGACGGAUCUAGCGACCCUAGAAAAGCGCCUCGCAGAGAAGCGUCAACAAUCGAGACAAACGUCGCAAGCAGCCACCUCGAACCCCACGUCGCCCGCAACAGCGACCUCUGGCCACGAUGGCGCAUCGUCGACCCCCCGCAGCGCACUGACGUCGCCUGAACCGGAGAGGAGUAGCAGGGAGCCCCGGAAGGAUGCCUCGCCGCAACCGGAGAGGCAGAGGGACGAGGAAGAGGUCGAGGCCCUGUCGGAGAUGAUGUGCUCGUUGGUGACGAACCAAUCCGGAGAGACGAGAUACAUAGGAUCAUCGUCGGGGUUCUCUAUAUUCUCACCUAAAGGUAUAGAAUGGGUAAAUGAGAAGACGGGGGACACGUCAUUUCCGCAGAUGAUCUCGGAGGUGUCCAUCGACGAUCAUAAGUGGAAUCACUGGAAGCCCGAGAUCUUCGGCGACCUCUUCCACCGCCCCGUUUACCAGCAGCUGCCGCCUAAGCCAGAAGCCCUGUCUCUGCUGAAGGACUAUUUCGAUAACUUCAACUGCAUGUUCCCGCUGUUCCACCAACCCACUUUCAUGCACCUCGUGGAGAGGCAAUACUCCAACGACCCUUACCAAGGCUCCGGCUGGUGGGCCAGCUUGAACGUCGCCUUGGCCAUCGCGCAUCGCCUUCGGGUCAUGAGCAAUCUCGUGCCGCAAGAGGAGGACGAGAAGUCGUGGGCGUUUAUGAAGAACGCGAUGGGUGUCUUCUCGGAGCUAACGAUGCGUAAUACCGACCUGCUUAGCGUGCAAGCCUUGCUCGGGAUGGCUUCCUUCAUGCAGGGGACGCCCAAUCCCCAGCCCUCGUUCCUGCUCAUCGCCGCGGCUAUCCGAUUAUCGCACAGCAUCGGCCUGCACAAGCGUGGGAGCGGAUUCAACCUGAACCCGGUCGAGAUCGAGCAGAGGAAACGAGUCUUCUGGAUCGCGUACAUGAUGGACAAGGAUUUAUGCCUGCGGUCCGGACGACCCCCGGCGCAGGACGACGACGACAUGAACGUCGAGCUUCCGGACGCCGACCCGGCCGACAACAUCGGCAACAUCCCCCUCGCGGAUGGGAAAGGGAAGAUGAAUCUGUUCCGAGCGAUGUGCGAACUCACGGUGAUCGAGAGCCAGGUUUACAAGAAGCUGUAUUCGACGAAGGCGACAAAGCUGUCGGACGGCGAGCUGCUGCACACUAUCGGCGAACUUGAUAAGCAGCUCGAGGCGUGGAAGGAUAACAUCCCGAUCGACUUCCGCCCGGAGCACGAGAUAAAAGCCUCCCACACGCCCCUGAUACUCCACGUCGUCAUGCUGCAUUUCUCCUAUUACAACGCCCUCACCACCAUCCACCGCAUGUCCAUCCACCACGGCUACUGGACAAGCCGCCUCUCUAACUUCGCCAUCCAGGGCCUCAACGCGAGGCCGCUCAACCCUCGGGUGUUCUCGUCGGCGGCCCUGUGCGCCUCAGCAGCGAGAGCGAGUAUACAGCUGCUCAAGUACGUCCCGCAGGGCGACUUCUCCUGUGUAUGGCUCAUCCUCUACUUCCCCGUGUCGGCGCUAGUCACGCUGUUCGGCAACAUCCUGCAGAACCCUCUGGAUAUGCGCGCGAAGUCGGACACGAAGCUGAUGAACCUCGUGGUCACAUUUCUGUCGACGCUGGGACAGGAGGCCGAGACGGGUGGGGUGCACCGCAUGCUGGGCAUCUGCUCGGAAUUCGAGCGCAUCGCCAAGAUCGUCAUCGACAAGGCCGAGCGCGACACCUCGCGGCGCAAGCGCAAGAGUCACGAGCCGCAGCAGCAACCGCACCGGGCAGGAAGCAUCUCGGGCGUCGCGUCGUCGCCGUCGUACCAGGCGAAUCUAACGCCGCGGCCGUCGUCGGCCGCCGUGACGCCAACUCCCGGGUACGCAAGCAACGCGCCGACACCGCCCGUCUCCCAGCUGUCACCUAAGUUCAACGGCGAGCAGAACCGGCGGGAAAACGCAGCGAACGGUGGCUUCAGCCCGAUGAACACGGCGAGCACGACGAACGGGUCCGCGCCGCGCGACGGGGCCGGGGCGUGGCCGUCGGCCUCGUCCGGCAGCAACCAGCCGGAAUGGGAUCCCAACGCGAUGGACUUUGGCAACUUCUCGGAACUCACGGGCUUCGGGCAGCCGAUGGCGCCGCUCGGCGGCAUGAACGGGAUCGUGGGAGGCGCGAACGGCAACGGCGGUGGCGGCGUGGGAGGUGCCCCCGAUUACCAGCCGCUGCUCCCGCAGGAGCUCUGGCAGGUCCCCGGCGGCCUCGACUGGGACUGGGCCGAGUUCACGGGGGGCGCAUAUCCAAGCUUCGAGAACGGGUGCACGAUGCAGGACGCGGGGAAUUAAGCUGCUAGCACGUUACGCGUUAAGAAAGAGGAAGGACACUAGCUGCUGCUACUACGCAUUCUAAGGCCGGGUUUCUCGCGGAUCUAGAUGUUUUUUUUUU
Messenger RNA from Durotheca rogersii, 3564 nucleotides. Its product is annotated as N-terminal binuclear Zn cluster-containing protein. NCBI's taxonomy places the organism in Eukaryota, Fungi, Ascomycota, Sordariomycetes, Xylariales, Xylariaceae. The transcript has 6 exons. Gene Ontology annotation, molecular function: zinc ion binding; DNA binding; DNA-binding transcription factor activity, RNA polymerase II-specific. The coding region runs from base 672 to 3464 and encodes 930 amino acids. The record is from RefSeq and is a predicted model, not a curated record. Gene Ontology annotation, biological process: DNA-templated transcription; regulation of DNA-templated transcription.